This is a messenger RNA of Cyclopterus lumpus (lumpfish), 2020 nucleotides long. RefSeq names its product perilipin 3 (gene plin3). Gene Ontology annotation, cellular component: lipid droplet; cytosol. The record is from RefSeq and is a predicted model, not a curated record. The transcript is spliced from 8 exons. NCBI's taxonomy places the organism in Eukaryota, Metazoa, Chordata, Actinopteri, Perciformes, Cyclopteridae. Gene Ontology annotation, biological process: lipid storage; positive regulation of triglyceride storage. Bases 151 to 1425 code for a protein of 424 amino acids.
CCGUUACGUUACUGCGUGCGGCGGCUCAGCCCGAGAGAAAGGGGGCCUUGUUGUGGGCUGGUCGGGUUCAUUGACUCACAUUAUACUGCAGGUCACGACAGGACAGAGGAGCAGCAGGCUGCCAGUGAGAGAUUGAAUCCAGCAGUCAUAAUGGCAGACAGCGGCAAGACUAAUGAGACCGGAGCUGCAGCAGCAGAACCUGCUAAUGGAGACCAGCAGAAUGUUGUUUCCCGAGUGAGCCAUUUGCCUCUGGUCAGUUCAGCGUGCGAGGUGGUUUCCAGCGCCUACAGUAGCACCAAAGACUGCAUGCCCUUGCUGAAGGGAGUGAUGGAUGUAGCGGAGAGUGGGGUCCGAACCCUGGGAGCAGCCGCGACCACGGGGUCAAAGCCGCUUUUGGGCAUUAUAGAACCACAGCUUGCUACAGUGAAUGAGUACGCCUUGAAAGGACUGGAUAAGAUGGAAGCAACGCUGCCUAUUCUUCACCAACCAGCAGACAAGGUGGUGUCGGACACAGUAGGUAUGAUGUACCAGUCGGUGGCGGGGGCCAAAGAUGCUGUGAUGGGGGCUGUGAUGGGUGGUGUGGAGCUGACCCGGGCAGCGGUCAGCGGAGGUAUCCUCACCGCCAUGGGCACCAGGAUGGGCCAGAUGGUCAGCAGUGGGAUGGGCCUGGCCCUGAGCCGAUCCGAGGACUGGGUGGACCAGAACCUGCCACUCACUGAGAAGGAACUGGCUGCUGUGGCUGAACCUGCCAGCAGUGAGGUGGCUGCCCCAUCGAGCCCCAGCUACUUUGUCCGCUUGGGGAAACUCUCCGCCAAAGUCCAGGAGCGAGCCCUGGAGCAGUCGCUGGUUCGUGCUGGCAAUGCCAGAGAUGCCACCUACACGACAGUGGCUCAGAUUACCAGUACUCUGGACCUGCUGGAAAGGGCCCGUACCGGCCUUGGUACUGCCGGUAACCAGAUCGGAGGCGCCUCGGAGCAGCUUCUGCAGCGCUGGACGGAGUGGAAGCAGAAGCAGGCUGGAGCCGGACACACUCAGACUCAGUCAGAGCCGGAUGGGACUAAAGAUGAGGCUGAGCUGGAAUGGCGUGUCCUCUCCAUGGUGCACGGUCUGAGUGACCAGCUGAGAUCCGCGUGCUCCAAUGUGGUGUCAAGUGCUCAGGGUCUGCCAGGUGCAGUCCAGGACCAGCUUACCAGCGCAAGGCGAUCAGCUGAAGAAUUGCACUCCUCUCUGGGGACCACCAGCACCAUCACACCCCUCCUUCUGGAGCAGAGCCGCCGCCACCUGACCCAAGUUCGACUUUCUCUGGAUGGUGUCAUGGAGUAUCUCCUGAACAACACACCACUCAACUGGCUGGUGGGACCUUUUGCCCCUCAGAUCACUGAGAAGGGCGGAGGGGCGAUGGAGCAGAGCGGACCACACAACUAGACUUGCAAUUCUUUGUUGUGUUUUUUUCCAUGUGGGUGGCAGAAGACUGGUGUGUACUGUAGAUGGGCCGUUAAAAAAACAAAACAUAUCUGCUUGUUUUAAUGAAAGUGGCCGCAACUUUUUUUUCUCCAUAAGUUAAUGACACUAUAUUUGUGAUUGUAGAUGUUUAUUUAACUGAAAGCUCCGAGGGAGGUGGCCAUAGAACAUUUGCACAUCUGUUCACUUUAUUAUACAUCCUAAAAGACUAAAGUAUUGUUUACAUCUUUUGAAACUCAAUCUAUGCAUGUGCCAAAGUCUUUUAUCGGUGCCUAAAAAGAAGUCCAAUCCUUCCUAGAACAAACCCAAUGCUCAAUAUUUCCUUUUGAGUGGAUAAAACCGCUAGACGCAUUAAACGUAAUCUCAGAUGUAGAGGGAACGGUGUAUUCGUCUGUUUUUAGAUAUGCAGUUUUAAUUUCAGUAUUUUGUGCCUUCACCUUGACCGGUUUCUGGAAGCAGCUGAUAAACUCAAUGAGCUAUGACAUGUCAAUAAAAUGUCGCCCCAGCACAGUAUUGAUGUAUUGGUAUUGAAUGCAUUUAUUAAAAGUGUUAUUCCUGA